AUCAUCAACCGAUAUGGACCAGUUUGUACACUCAUAGCCUGCAAUUUUAGAAGAUCUGGUCACCACACUAUAUGUGGUCAGUUGAUGAUUAUGUAGAUACUAGAGAGAGAGAGAGAGAGAGAGAGAGAGAGAGAGAGAGAGGAACAAAUGGCUGGAAAAACUCAUGUUCUAGUCAUUCCUUACCCAUCACAAGGCCACAUAAACCCAAUGCUACAAUUCUCCAAGCACUUGACUUCAAAAGGUGUGAAGGUCACAUUAUUACUCACCCCCGGAGCCUUUAGCACCAACAUCCAAGUCCAAGCCAACUUCGUGAACAUUGUGUGCAUUUCCGAUGGCUCCGGUCAAGGCGAUGAAGCUGAGGGCAUGGUCGCCUACGUCGAGCGCUUCAGAGCUGCAGUGUCUCUGAGCUUAGCCGAACUCAUCGAUAAACAAAAGAGCUCUGACGAUGACCCUGCUAAGGUACUCGUGUAUGACUCGGGUAUGCCAUGGGCUCUAGAAAUAGCGCAACGCUUCGGCCUCCGUGGAGCUCCAUUCUUUACACAAUCCUGUGCUGUUACUGCCAUCUACCAUCAUGUGUACGAAGGGAAUUUCAAGCUUCCGUUAGAAGGGGUUAUGGUUGCGUUGCCUUCGAUGCCACUACUGGAGACGAACGACCUUCCGUCUUUCAUUUCUGACACGGGCACGUACCCAGGUCUGCUGAGCCUAAUUAUCAACCAGUUCUCCAAUAUUCAGAAGGCAGAUUGGCUCUUGUUUAACACCUUUGACAAGUUGGAAGAAGAGGUAGUGAACUGGAUGACAAGUCAAUGGCCUAUAAAGACAAUAGGGCCAACCAUUCCAUCAAUGUAUUUGGACAGGAGGUUGGAGAAUGACAAAGACUAUGGCCUCAACCUCUUCCAGCCCGGUGCUGAAGCUUGCAUUAAAUGGCUAGACACGAUGGAAAAAGGUUCGGUCGUUUACGCAUCGUUCGGGAGCUUGGCGAGCUUAACUGAAAACCAGAUGGAGGAAAUUGCAUGUGGCCUGAGAAACUGCGGCAGCUACUUCUUGUGGGUGGUUAGGGAUUCUGAAGAGAGCAAGCUUCCCCGCGGUUUCGUGGAAGAAACAUCAGAGAAAGGUCUAAUUGUCAGCUGGUGUUCUCAAGUCAAAGUCUUGGCUCACCGGGCGGUGGGGUGUUUCAUGACUCACUGCGGUUGGAACUCAACGCUCGAGGCUCUAAGCUUGGGGGUUCCCAUGGUGGCUGUGCCACAGUGGACGGAUCAAGCGACCAAUGCGAAGUUUAUUGUGGAUGUGUGGAAUGUAGGGUUGAGGGUAAAGGCCAAUGACAAAGGUAUUGUUACUGGAGAAGAGAUAGAAGUGAGUGUAAAAGAAGUCAUGGAGGGAGAAAGAGGGAAUGAGCUUAGAAGGAAUGCUGCUUGUUGGAAAGAAUUGGCCAAAGAGGCAGUUGAUGAAGGUGGAAGCUCUGCUAACAACAUUGAUCAAUUUGUUUCAGAAAUUGUGCAACUAAGUAGUAUCUGAUACAUACAAGUACUCCCUCGGUCCCAUGUUCUCCUGAACGUUUCUUCAAUAUUCUAAUUAUCUUAAAACUUUUUCCGCAAGAUCUAAUUGAGAUCUUAUCAUUUGUGUUCAAAACUGAAAAAUCCAAUCACACAAAAGUACAUUAUUUGUUUUUGUUAAA
This is a messenger RNA of Rhododendron vialii, 1672 nucleotides long. Its product is annotated as mogroside IE synthase-like. The transcript has 4 exons. The record is from RefSeq and is a predicted model, not a curated record. The coding region runs from base 148 to 1512 and encodes 454 amino acids. Lineage: Eukaryota; Viridiplantae; Streptophyta; Magnoliopsida; Ericales; Ericaceae. Gene Ontology annotation, molecular function: UDP-glycosyltransferase activity.